Messenger RNA from Onychostruthus taczanowskii (white-rumped snowfinch), 2781 nucleotides. RefSeq names its product SWI/SNF related, matrix associated, actin dependent regulator of chromatin subfamily c member 2 (gene SMARCC2). NCBI's taxonomy places the organism in Eukaryota, Metazoa, Chordata, Aves, Passeriformes, Passeridae. Gene Ontology annotation, molecular function: histone binding; nucleosomal DNA binding. Gene Ontology annotation, cellular component: SWI/SNF complex; npBAF complex; nBAF complex. Gene Ontology annotation, biological process: positive regulation of DNA-templated transcription. The record is from RefSeq and is a predicted model, not a curated record.
CCCCCGCCGCCCGCCCCGCCGGGCCCGGCCUGUCACGGCGCCGCCGCCGCCAUCGCGCCCCCCCCUCCCCUCAGCGGCCCCGGCGGCCGCGCUGAGCCCCCGGCCCCGCAGUACAUCCAGGCCGAGCCCCCCACCAACAAGUCGCUGUCGAGCCUGGUGGUGCAGCUGCUGCAGUUCCAGGAGGAGGUGUUCGGCAAGCACGUCAGCAACGCGCCCCUCACCAAGCUGCCGAUCAAAUGCUUCCUGGAUUUCAAGGCGGGGGGAGCCCUGUGCCACAUCCUGGCAGCCGCCUAUAAAUUCAAGAGCGACCAAGGAUGGCGGCGUUUCGAUUUCCAGAAUCCCUCACGCAUGGACCGCAACGUGGAGAUGUUCAUGACCAUCGAGAAAUCCCUGGUGCAGGUAAGAGCCCACAGCCCCCCCCCACCCCGGGACCCCUCCCUGUGUGGGGGGUGCAGGGGGUGGGUUUUGGGGGGCACAAAGGGCCAGAGGAUCCCGAGGGUCUGUGCUCAGCCCGGCCCGUCUGUGUGUCCUGCAGAGGAGUGGGUCCGGCCCGUCAUGAAGCGUGACAAGCAGGUGCUGCUGCACUGGGGGUACUACCCCGACAGCUAUGACACCUGGAUCCCGGCCAGCGAGAUCGAGGCGUCCGUGGAGGAUCCCCCGACACCGGAGAAACCCCGGAAGGUCCACGCCAAGUGGAUCCUGGACACGGACACCUUCAACGAGUGGAUGAACGAGGAGGAUUACGAGGUGACGGACGAGAAGAGCCCCGUCACCCGCAGGAAGAAGAUCUCGGCCAAGACACUGACAGAUGAGGUGAACAGCCCCGACUCGGAUCGGCGGGACAAGAAGGGGGGUAACUACAAGAAGAGGAAGCGCUCGCCCUCGCCCUCGCCCACCCCUGAGGCCAAGAAGAAGAACGCGAAGAAAGGACCCUCCACCCCCUAUAACAAAUCCAAGCGCGGGCACCGCGAGGAGGAGCAGGAGGACCUGACCAAGGACAUGGACGAGCCCUCGCCCGUCCCCAACGUGGAGGAGGUGACCCUGCCCAAAACAGUGAACACCAAGAAGGACUCGGAGUCGGCGCCCGUCAAGGGGGGCACCAUGACAGACCUGGAUGAGCAGGAAGAUGAGAGCAUGGAGACAGCUGGCAAGGACGAGGAGGAGAACGGCACCGGCAGCAAAGGGGAGCAGGCCAAGAACCCCGACCUGCACGAGGACAACGUGACAGAGCAGACCCACCACAUCAUCAUCCCCAGCUACGCCGCCUGGUUCGACUACAACAGCGUCCACGCCAUCGAGCGCCGCGCCCUGCCCGAGUUCUUCAACGGCAAAAACAAAUCCAAGACCCCCGAAAUAUACCUGGCGUACCGGAACUUCAUGAUCGACACGUACCGGCUGAACCCGCAGGAGUACCUGACCUCCACGGCCUGCCGGCGCAACCUGGCCGGGGACGUCUGUGCCAUCAUGCGGGUCCACGCCUUCCUGGAGCAGUGGGGUCUCAUCAACUACCAGGUGGACGCCGAGAGCCGGCCCACCCCCAUGGGCCCCCCGCCCACCUCGCACUUCCACGUGCUGGCCGACACGCCCUCGGGGCUGGUGCCGCUGCAGCCCAAGACGCCCCAGGGCCGGCAGAGCGACGGCGACGCCAAGACGGGCCGCAAGAGCAAAGAGAUGGAGGAGCUGGUCAGCGAGACGGUGAAGGGCAAGCCGGAGCUGCAGCCCAGCUCGGCCUCGCAGCAGAUGCUGAACUUCCCGGACAAGGGCAAGGAGAAGCCGGCGGACAUGCAGAACUUCGGGCUCCGCACCGACAUGUACACCAAGAAGAACGUCCCCUCCAAGGUGGGCACCCCCCCGGGCCCGGCUCCGGACCCCCGCCCGCCGCCCCUCACCCCCCAUCUCCCCCCUCCCCGCAGAGAAUUCUCCAAGAUGAAGGAGGAGGUGCCCACGGCGCUGGUGGAGGCCCACGUGCGCAAGGUGGAGGAGGCGGCCAAGGUGACGGGCAAGGCCGACCCCGCCUUCGGGCUGGAGAGCAGCGGCAUCGCCGGCACCGCCUCGGACGAGCCCGAGCGCAUCGAGGAGAGCGGGGCGGAGGAGGCGCGGGCGGAGGCGCAGCCGGCCGAGGAGAAGAAGGAGGCGAAGGAGCCCAGGGAUGGCACCGCCGAGGAGGAGACCAAGGAGAAACCCGGGGAAACCCCCAAGAAGGAGGAGGAGAAGGGGAAGGAGGUGGAGGGCGAGAAGGAGCCCGACAAGGGCGACGGUGACAGCACAGGGGAGCCCGAGAAGGAGAAGGAGGUGAAGGAAGGGCCGGAUGAGGCGCCCAAGGAGCCCCCAGAGCCCGAGGCCGAGCGCAAGGCCAAGGUGGAGCGGGACAUCGGCGAGGGGAACCUGUCCACGGCCGCCGCCGCCGCGCUGGCCGCCGCCGCCGUCAAGGCCAAGCACCUGGCGGCCGUGGAGGAGCGCAAGAUCAAGUCCCUGGUGGCGCUGCUGGUGGAGACGCAGAUGAAGAAGCUGGAGAUCAAACUGCGGCACUUCGAGGAGCUGGAGACCAUCAUGGACCGCGAGCGCGAGGCCCUGGAAUACCAGCGGCAGCAGCUGCUGGCCGACCGCCAGGCGUUCCACAUGGAGCAGCUGAAAUACGCCGAGAUGCGCGCCCGGCAGCAGCACUUCCAGCAGCUGCAGCAGCAGCAGCAGCAGCAGCAGCCCCCGCUGCCCCCCGGGGCGCAGCCCCUGCCCGCCACCGGUGCCCCCCUGGCCCCCGCCGCCCACCCGCUGGCGCAAUAA